Messenger RNA from Condylura cristata (star-nosed mole), 1413 nucleotides. It is a transcript of the gene GPR34, whose product is annotated as G protein-coupled receptor 34. Gene Ontology annotation, cellular component: membrane. The transcript has a single exon. Lineage: Eukaryota; Metazoa; Chordata; Mammalia; Eulipotyphla; Talpidae. Gene Ontology annotation, molecular function: G protein-coupled purinergic nucleotide receptor activity. Gene Ontology annotation, biological process: G protein-coupled receptor signaling pathway. Bases 95 to 1093 code for a protein of 332 amino acids. The record is from RefSeq and is a predicted model, not a curated record.
CAGGCUUUCCUUCUCCCAGGAAUUUCACGUAACAGCUAAUCACACUGUCCAAUCACCAGGCAUUUCUGAAGCAUCAAAUGAUACUAAUUGCAUCAUGGAUGAAAACUCAUUUUCCAAUGUGUUAACAACGUCCUACUCUAUCAUUUUCAUUGUGGGGCUGGUUGGUAACGUAAUCGCCCUCUAUGUAUUUCUGUGUAUCCACCGCAAAAGAAAUUCGAUUCAGAUUUACCUACUUAACGUAGCCAUUGCAGACCUCUUACUUAUAUUCUGCCUUCCCUUCCGAAUAAUGCAUCACAUCAACCAAAACAAGUGGACACUCGGUAUUAUUCUUUGCAAGGCUGUGGGAAUACUCUUCUAUAUGAACAUGUACAUUAGCAUUGUUUUGCUUGGAUUAAUCAGUUUGGAUCGCUAUAUAAAAAUUAAUCGUUCUAUACAACAACGGAAAGCAACAGCAAAGAAACAAAGUAUUAUUGUUUGCUGUGCAGUCUGGACAACUGCUCUGACUGGAUUUUUAGCGAUGACGGUUUCAGCACUCAAGAAAGAAGAGCAGAGUCCCACAAUGUGUUUUCAUUAUAGACAUAAGCUUAAUAAUAUAGCAGAAGCAAUUAUUAACCUAAUUUUUGUAGUAGUCUUCUGGCUAAUUUUCCUCCUAAUAAUCCUUUCAUAUUUAAAAAUUAGCAGGAAUCUACUGAAGAUUUCUAAAAGGAGGUCAAAAUUUCCUAAUUCAAGUAAAUAUGCCACUAUAGCCCGGAAUUCCCUUAUUGUACUUAUCAUUUUUGCUGUAUGUUUUGUCCCUUAUCAUGUUUUUCGAGUUUUCUAUAUUUUGUCACAGCUGAAGGAAAAACAGCCUUGCAGUUGGAAAAAAUUUUUUCACAAAACUAAUGAGAUCAUGCUGGUUCUCUCAGCUUUAAAUAGCUGUUUCGAUCCUGUCAUGUAUUUCCUGAUGUCCAGUAACAUCCGCAAAAUAAUGUGCAAAAUCCUUUCUAGGCGAUUUCAGGGUGAAGCAAGCAGGAGUGAAAGCACUUCUGAAUAUAAGCCAGGCUACACCUUGCAUGAUACAUCUGCCUCAAAUAAAAUUCAGUAUACUUCUUAAAGCACUUGAGGUGAACAUAUUGAAGCAAAUGAUAAAAAAUACAACCUCUUAAUUCCUUGAAGAACUAAAAGUUAUAAAAGACAGCUCUAGAAUUUACCAUCUGGUCAUUUCAAAGCUCUUUGCUUAUUUGUGAUAUGUCAUUUCCUUAAUUGUGAAAUAUUUGCAAAGCUUACAUUCAUCAUUAUAGAUUUUUUGAUCCAUUCUAAAUUCAUUGUUAAGCUAAUCUCUUAACAGAAUAAGUAAAGAAAAUGUCAUAGUUUCUCUAGUCACAAUAAGGUCUAGCAUCUUAUUCUAACUUAAAGUGUCUUUAAAAGUAAAUU